AUGUCUGACACCAAAGUUAUUCUGCACUCAUACGCUGCGACCCCCUUCGGUAACAAAGUCCAAUUUGUCUUGGACUAUAAGAAAAUCCAAUAUAGCUUCGUCAAGAUCCCCAUGGUGGCCGACCGACCUCUUCGUGCUCCAUUGGAUGGUGGAUAUCGCAAGACACCUAUUCUUCAAAUUGGCAGCGAUAUCUUUUGCGACACACAUAUUAUCAUUCAAGAACUCGAACGUAGAUGGCCUACUCCUACUCUCUUCCCCAAGACUCAUUCAGGAGCAGAUAUCACCGGUAUUGCCUGGGGAAUGACUGCGUGGACUGACACAUUGAUGUUCAAGGCCGUGGCUGCCCAACUUCCCAUGUCCACUUUCCCAAAGGAGUUUGUGCGAGACCGAGCAAACUUCAAUGGCUUGAAGGAUAUUGAUCCCAAGAAAGCGGAUGCCAUCUCUCCCUACGAAGCCGAGAGAUUGCGUGCACAGUUGUCAUGGCUGGAGGUUCAAUUGCAGGGUAAAAAGUGGGUCCUUGACACUACUGAUGUGUCCUUGGCCGACUUCAAUGCCGCCAUGCCUGUUUGGUUUUUGAAAUCGUUGCGUAAGGAUCAGCUUUUGGAGGAGUUCCCUUCUGUGAAGAGCUGGAUAGAACGUUUCUUUGCUGUUAUACCCAAAGGUAAACCAGCCAAGAUGACUGCAGAGGAGGCUUUGGAGAUCGCCAAGAACACACCGUCAACUGCUCAAGAGGCUGUCGAUGUCAAGGAGCCCAACGGUCUCAAGCCUGGCGAUUUAGUAAGGGUUACCCCCAUCGACACAGGACGUAUACCCGUGGUUGGCAGUGUUGUCAACAGCUCAGCAAAUCAUAUUGCUUUAAGACGCAAGGAUGCUGAGACCGGUAUAGAAACGGUGCUUCAUUUCCCCCGAUCUGGAUUCCUCGUCAUUCCUGUCAAGGGCAAGAUGUAA
Molecule: messenger RNA, 948 nt
Organism: Umbelopsis ramanniana AG
Lineage: Eukaryota; Fungi; Mucoromycota; Umbelopsidomycetes; Umbelopsidales; Umbelopsidaceae
Exons: 2
Coding region: 1-948 (315 amino acids)
Source: RefSeq, a predicted model, not a curated record